This is a messenger RNA of Lampris incognitus (smalleye Pacific opah), 1835 nucleotides long. RefSeq names its product gastrula zinc finger protein XlCGF57.1-like. Gene Ontology annotation, cellular component: nucleus. The record is from RefSeq and is a predicted model, not a curated record. Gene Ontology annotation, biological process: central nervous system development; regulation of transcription by RNA polymerase II. The coding region runs from base 48 to 1835 and encodes 595 amino acids. NCBI's taxonomy places the organism in Eukaryota, Metazoa, Chordata, Actinopteri, Lampriformes, Lampridae. Gene Ontology annotation, molecular function: DNA-binding transcription factor activity, RNA polymerase II-specific; RNA polymerase II cis-regulatory region sequence-specific DNA binding. The transcript has 3 exons.
GCUGUUCGGUGAAGUGCUUGGAAAUUCCCCUGAAACUCGAGGAAACCAUGUCCAGACUGCAGGUGCUGAGGCUGCUGGUCCAGCAGCGUCUGACCGCGGCCGCCGAGGAGAUCUUCGGGGUGUUUGAAAGAACCAUAGAGGAGUAUGAAGAGGAGCUGGGGCGCCAGCGCAGGCUGCUGGACAAGGCGAAGAACGAGAGCGCCAUGACAGAUCUUCCACAGCUGUUUAACUGUACAGAGGAGAUGCCCUUUGAGCAGCAGGAGUGGAGUCCCGGUUCAGUCCAGGAGGAGCCAGAGCCCACACUCAUUAAAGAGGAAGAGGAGGAACUCUGGAGCAGUCAGGAGGAAGAGCAGCUUCAAGGAGUGAAGGAGGGGGCUUACAUCACCAAGUCUCCAUUCACUCCUGUCCCUGUGAAGAGUGACAGUGGUGAAGAGGAAGCUCAGUCCUCACAGCUUCAUCAAAGCCAAACUGAGGAGGAAGCCAGCAGCUCAACUGAGCAGAUGAAGACAGAAGCUGAUGGAGAAGACUGUGGACUGUCAGAACCAGCCAGGAACUUGGAUCCAGCUGCUGGUGUACAACCGGCGAGUGAUGGACAGUUCCUGUCUUCACACUGCUGUGAGACCGACAUUGAAGACAGUGAGGAUGAGGGAAUGGAGACUAGAGAACAUCAGUCAGGCUUAGACACGAUAGAGAACAAUGAAAUGCUCCCAAGUCAUAAGGAAUUAAGUGUGGGGAAACCUUUUAAGUGCUCAGUGUGUGGCAAAGGGUUUUCUCAGAGAAGACAUGUCCAGGAGCACGUCAGGACACAUACAGGGGAAAAACCUUUCAGCUGCACCGUUUGUGGCAAAAGGUUUUCUCAGAAGGGAGCGAUGCAGAAACACACAAGGAUACAUACAGAGAAACCCUUCACUUGUCCAGUCUGUGGUAAAGGGUUUUCCCAGAGAGGAGACAUGCACAAACAUACCACAACGCACACAGAAGAGAAACCCUUUAGUUGCUCCAUCUGUGGUAAAGAGUUUUCACAAAACCAGCAGAUGAAGAGACACAUGAAAAUCCACACCGGUGAGAAACCCUUUAGCUGCUUGUUUUGUGAUAAAAGAUUUCAUCAUAAGUACAAUUUAAAGUUACAUUUGAGAAUCCACACGGGAGAAAAGCCAUACAGCUGCAGCGUUUGUGGUAAAAUGUUUUGCCAGAAUUAUUUGAUGCAGAGACACAUGAGAGUCCAUACAGGACAGAAACCCUUUACGUGCUCUGUUUGUGGUAAAGGGUUUUCUGCACGAGGAGAUAUGCAGAAACACCUGCGAACCCAUACAGGAGAGAAACCCUUUAUGUGCUCGGUCUGUGGUAAAGGAUUCUCUGAAAAGGGAAAUCUGCAGAAACACAUGAGAACACAUACGGGAGAGAAACCCUUCACUUGUAGAGUCUGUGGGAAAAUGUUUGCUCAAACAGGACAUCUACAGACACACAUGAUGGGACAUACUGGAGAAACACCCUUUAUUUGCUCAGUCUGUGGAAGAGGCUUUAGCCUCAAGAGAAACCUGCAGACACACAUGACGACUCACACGAGAGAGAAGAGCCUCAGCUGUUCAGUGUGUGCUAAAGACUUUUCUCAUGGUGGGGCGUUACAGGCUCACAUGAGAAUCCAUUCAGGAGACAAGCCGUUCAGCUGCUCUUUCUGUGGUAGAUGUUUCUCUCAGAGCGGGCACAUGCAGAGACACAUGAGAGUACAUACAGGCGAGAAACCCUUCAGGUGCUUCAUUUGUAGUAAAGAGUUCAGCCAGAAGAGCAGCCAGAGGAGACACAUGAUGGUCCAUAGAGGAUUAGACGACAUCUAA